AUGCCGUCAGGGACACGCUUUGAAGGAGACUUUUGGUGCGAGCCAUGCUCCAAGAUUUUCAAGACUUGGGAAGAUCUACACACUCACAAGCGCAUCAUGCGGGCCAACGGCAAAGACCAUAUUCACUGCAAAUUUUGCAGUGCAGACUUCCAAACUGAAGAAGCGGAGGCUACGCACAUUAAGCAGUUCCAUCCCCAGGAACAGGACCUUUAUUGUUCAGGAUGCGGAAAGGGACCCUUCGUUCGAGUUGGUGGUCUCGUAUCCCAUGUCCAGAAUGAAUGUACACGCCUCAACAACAAGCUGAUUGAGAGUACCCGGGAGAAGAAGAUGGAGUUCUCCAAUGCUCUUGUGGCAGCCACCAAAGAACCUCUCAAGAGCAAUUAUGCGGACUUCAUGCCAUCUGCAAACUCCAAGGCCCCCUCUACCACCAGCUGGGUCGCUGGAGAUUCUGCUCGUCCUUUUACGAUCGAGCAGAAGGAGUUUCCAAGUCUCGCCACCUCCGGCUCUGGUCCUCAGGCUCGCAACAAGGAGAACGUCAGAGAGAGCAACUGGAACAAAGGGAAGAACCUGUUCCCCCAGGCUCCUGCACCCCAGCGACCUACUCAACAGCAACUUCAGCAGGCCACUGCGCCCAACGCCCGAGCUGCUCAUGAUCUCUUGAGUGUUCACAAUCCCGACCAUCCCGACUUCAACGUCGCCCGGUACAGCUGCGAGUAUACUGGCAAGUUCAACUGUCCCAUGGUAACUUGUACCAAGACCUUCAAGUCGGGCCACGCACUCCUGGGUCAUCUUCGAUCUGAGGCUCACUCCGAGACCAAGUAUCGCUGCCCCUACUGCCUCAACACUUUUGGCUCUCUUACCUCUAUCACCCAGCAUGCCGAGUCCAACGGUAGCAAGUGCAGGAUUCGCGAGACUGACAUUUACCGUGCGUACAUGGAUCAGCUGCUAGGUGGCAUGGUUGAUGUCAAGGAAAAACACACUGAUGGCACCGUCAAAUAUGAGGUGUGCAAGGACUUCAAGCCCGGACGGGCGCCAGUCAAGGACGAAUCCAAAGCCACCCCCGAGUCUUUUGUGAAGAAAUCCUACAAUCAUGAGGAUAUCCGCUGGUAG
Fusarium pseudograminearum CS3096 is the source of this 1110-nucleotide messenger RNA. RefSeq lists its product as uncharacterized. Gene Ontology annotation, cellular component: nucleus. The transcript is spliced from 2 exons. Gene Ontology annotation, biological process: regulation of transcription by RNA polymerase II. The coding region runs from base 1 to 1110 and encodes 369 amino acids. Lineage: Eukaryota; Fungi; Ascomycota; Sordariomycetes; Hypocreales; Nectriaceae. The record is from RefSeq and is a predicted model, not a curated record.